Messenger RNA from Paramisgurnus dabryanus, 953 nucleotides. RefSeq names its product GTPase IMAP family member 9-like. NCBI's taxonomy places the organism in Eukaryota, Metazoa, Chordata, Actinopteri, Cypriniformes, Cobitidae. The record is from RefSeq and is a predicted model, not a curated record. Gene Ontology annotation, molecular function: GTP binding.
UUAAACACAACAACAACAGAUUUCAUUGCAGUGAUGGCAUCAACAAUUAAAGAUGUGAGGAUUGUACUGGUGGGUAAAACUGGAUCAGGAAAGAGUGCAGCAGGAAACAAGAUACUGGGUAAAGAUGCAUUUAAGGAAAGUUGUUCCUCUAAGGCUGUUACUAGACAUUGUGAAAAAGAAGAGAUAAUAAUGGAAAAUAGAAAAAUUUCAUUGAUCGACACCCCAGGACUUUUUGGUAAAUUGAUCAGUAAUGAAGAACUGAAGUCUGAAAUAGAGAAGUGUAUAGAGAUGUCCAUUCCUGGUCCUCACGUCUUCCUGCUCAUCAUCAAAGUAGGGAGAUUCACAGAGGAGGAACAGAAGACAUUGAAGUGGAUUCAGGAGAAUUUUGGUGAAGAUGCGGCACAGUACACCAUCAUUCUGUUCACUCAUGUAGAUUUGCUGUAUGAUAAAUCAUUAGAUGAAUAUAUCGAAGAAAGUCUAGAAAUACAGGAUUUAAUUAAGAGGUGUGGGGGUAGAUAUCACGCAUUUAACAAUAGAGAUAAAAAUGAUCAAACUCCAGUAAAAGUGCUGCUGCAGAAGAUUGAUAAAAUUGGAAAUGGAAAAAAGUACUACACCAAUGAGAUUUAUAAACAAGCUCAGAGACGCAUAUUAAUGCAAAGAAGAAAAGACAUAGGACUAAAAGCACUAACAUAUGGAGGAGGAGUUUUGGCAAUAUGGGCAGUAGGUAUAGGUGUAGCAGCUGCAGCACGUGCAGGUGGUGCAGGUCCAGCAGGUGUUGCAGUUGCAACACGUGCAGGUCUAGCAGCUGCAGCUGCUGUAGCUGCUGUAGCUGCAGGAGGCAUGCCAUAACAGUGAUGGCCACAGCAGCAGCAGAAGCUACUUUAGAACUUGUAAUACGAGCAUAACACUUAAAGCAAAGCUGAUUUUUAAACAAUAACUGGCAGAUGUUUUCA